Messenger RNA from Arabis nemorensis, 732 nucleotides. The record is from the annotation of a GenBank genome assembly. Lineage: Eukaryota; Viridiplantae; Streptophyta; Magnoliopsida; Brassicales; Brassicaceae.
AUGUGUACUUCGACAUCAGAUGUUGAAGCUGCGUACAUAUUAUUCGAAUUAAGCAAACACUAUAAAAAACAGUCACCAAAAGAAAACCCUAUAGAUCAUGAGGUUACCUUACAAGCAAGCGAAGGUCACCAAAUUCAACCUAAGAAGAGGAAAGCUGAUAAAAACCAGUAUUUAAAUCAAACAAACCAGCCUAUGAAAAAAUCUGCAUUGGAGGAAGACGAUUCCGAAGAAACCCUGAUUAAGUUGCUCGAGUGGAAGAAAAUUAAGCCCGAUUUCGGAGAUAUAAUCAUCCAUGUUGCUAAUGAGGGAUUCAGCGAACCGAUAAGGAAGCAGUUGAGGGAAAGCGAUAUAAAGAAUGAUCAAAGCAGGCUCAUGUUAGGGAAGACGCUAGUGAGGACGAGGAUGCUUCCUCUUUUGAAAGAUUCAGAGAUUAGUUGCAUUAGUCGCGGAACAGAAGGGCUCGAUGUUUCGGUUUACGGACAAGACGGAGAGGUUCAAGGGAUGAAGUUCAAGAUGUGGAAUGUAGAUACCCCUGUUUUGACUUCAGGAUGGAAAGAGUUUGUGGCCAAAUAUGAUCUCAUGAAGCAUUGUGAUUUUCUAAUUAUUUCCAUGUUUAGGCACGUAGAGAGUGGUAAGAUUUGCUUCGCGAUCGACUCCAAUACUAGGUUUACUUCUAUAAAGAAACCGGUGAGUAAGAGGAUCUCGAAGGCUGUCUUCGAGAAUCCAAAUUAG